Molecule: messenger RNA, 3512 nt
Organism: Phacochoerus africanus (Common warthog)
Lineage: Eukaryota; Metazoa; Chordata; Mammalia; Artiodactyla; Suidae
Gene: GDPD5
Product: glycerophosphodiester phosphodiesterase domain containing 5
Exons: 18
Coding region: 886-2718 (610 amino acids)
Biological process (GO): lipid metabolic process; positive regulation of neuron differentiation
Cellular component (GO): plasma membrane
Molecular function (GO): glycerophosphodiester phosphodiesterase activity
Source: RefSeq, a predicted model, not a curated record
CGGCUCUGCUCGACUCCGGCUCAGGCUCCUGCAGCAGCUCCUGUGGGGGUGGGCGGUGGGGCUGACAGCGGCGGUGGCAGCGGCUGCGGCUCGAGGCUGAGCGAGCGGCGGGCCAGCCGGGAGAAGAGGAGGAAGUGGAGCCGCGGCUGGGAGCUCUGGAGUCAGCUGCCACGCCGAGGACCGCCCCAUUUUGCAGAGCGAGCCGAGUCCGGACCUAGGAAGACUUCUCUACCGGGCUCCAGCCGCCGCGGCUCCGCGUCUUCUCGCCCGCGCCCUGCCUUGCCCCGCCAACCCCAGCCCGGGUUCCGCGCUCCGCGGUCCGGGGCGUGUGGCCGGGACGCCUCAAACCCCUGACCCUGAUCCAGUGCACCAGGGCGGGACGCUCCAGGCCCUCCACACGGCUCUGGGAUUACCGGCUCCUUCCCAGCCUUUCUCUAGUGUGUGCCGAAGCCCCUAGCCCUCCGCCCGGGAUUAAGGCAGGGUGCUCCCACCCCUCCGUCUGAGUGCCAAGGAGCCGGACCUUCAGCUGCCUCUGCCCCGGUGCUUCGGAUUUGGUGCGGUGCUAACGUCCAGGAAGCCCCGACCCGGGCCCAGAGCCCUAUGAGGGGUCCCAGGCGGGCUGGCCCGUCGGACUGAACCGGACUGGGCUGGUGCUGUGAGACGAAGCAGCCACCUUCCUGCCGCCCCGGGCGAGGGGCUGAGCGCUUGCCCCGAAGAAAACACGGGAGAGCCGAGUGCUGCAGCUCUCCCAGUGAAGCCACAUCGCCACCUCCGUGGACAGGACACCCCCGGGAGCCCAGCUCACAGCCGCUGGUACCUGCUUCCAGGACCAGCCGGGGCCUCCAUGGGCGCCUGAGGGCGGGGUGCCAGGCCGGCAGCGCGAGCAUGGUGAGACACCAGCCCCUGCAGUACUACGAGCCUCAGCUCUGCCUCUCCUGCCUCACCGGCAUCUACGGCUGCCGCUGGAAGCGCUACCAGCGCUCUCACGAUGACACCACGCCGUGGGAGCGCCUCUGGUUCCUGCUCCUCACCCUCACCUUCGGCCUCACACUCACCUGGCUCUACUUCUGGUGGGAGGUCCACAAUGACUACGACGAAUUCAACUGGUACCUCUACAACCGCUUGGGCUACUGGAGUGACUGGUCUGUGCCCAUUCUCAUGGCCACAGCUGCCGCUUUCACGUACGUCGCGGGCCUCCAGGUCCUGGCACUGUGUCACAUCGCCGUGGGACAGCAGAUGAACCUGCACUGGCUGCACAAGAUAGGGCUGGUGGCCAUCCUGGUGGCCACAGUGGUGGCCAUGUCAGCCGUGGCCCAGCUGUGGGAGGACGAGUGGGAGGUGCUGCUCAUCUCCCUGCAGGGCACAGCGCCAUUCCUGCACGUGGGGGCCCUGGCCGCCGUCACCGCGCUCUCCUGGAUCGUGGCAGGACAGUUUGCCCGCGCAGAGCGGUCCUCCUCCCAGGUGGCCAUCCUCAGUACCUUCUUCGCCGUGGUGUUUGCUCUCUACCUGGCCCCUCUCACCAUCUCCUCUCCCUGCAUCAUGGAGAAAAAGGACCUGGGCCCCAAGCCCGCCCUCAUCGGCCACCGCGGGGCCCCCAUGCUGGCCCCGGAGCACACGCUGAUGUCCUUCAGGAAGGCCCUAGAGCAGAAGCUGUACGGACUGCAGGCGGAUGUCACCAUCAGCCUGGACGGCGUGCCCUUCCUCAUGCAUGACGCCACCCUGCGGCGCACCACCAACGUGGAGGAGCUGUUCCCGGAGCUCGCUCGCAGGCCCGCCUCCAUGCUCAACUGGACCAUCCUGCAGAGGCUCAACGCCGGCCAGUGGUUCCUGAAGACGGACCCCUUUUGGACGGCCAGCUCCCUGUCACCCUCUGACCAGAGGGAGGCCCAAAACCAGUCCAUCUGCAGCCUCGUGGAGCUCUUGGAGUUGGCCAAGGGCAACGCCACGCUGCUGCUCAACCUGCGCGACCCGCCGCGGGAGCACCCCUACCGGGGCAGCUUCGUCAACGUCACGCUGGAGGCCCUGCUGCGUUCAGGCUUCCCCCAGCACCAGGUCCUGUGGCUGCCCAACAGGCAGAGGCCCUUGGUGCGGAAGGUGGCUCCUGGCUUCCAGCAGACGUCCGGCUCCAAGGAGGCGGCUGCCACCCUUCGGAAAGGCCACAUCCAGGGCCUGAACCUGCGCUACACGCAGGUGUCCCGCCAGGAGCUCAGGGACUACGCCUCCUGGAACCUGAGCGUGAACCUCUACACAGUCAAUGCCCCCUGGCUCUUCUCCCUGCUGUGGUGCGCAGGAGUCCCCUCCGUCACCUCUGACAACUCCCACACCCUGUCGCAGGUGCCUGUCCCCCUCUGGAUCAUGCCCCCAGACGAGUACUGCCUCAUGUGGGUCACCGCCGACCUGAUCUCCUUCGCCCUCAUCGUGGGCAUCUUCGUGCUCCAGAACUAUCACUUGAUCAGGUGGCGCCUGGGUGGCAUACGUAGCUACAACCCUGAGCAGAUCAUGCUGAGCGCCGCGGUGCACCGGACCAGCCGGGACGUCAGCAUCAUGAAGGAGAAGCUCAUCUUCUCAGAGAUCAGUGACGGCAUGGAGGUCUCCGACGAGCUCUCUGUGUGCUCAGAUCACAGUUACGACACGUAUGCCAACAGCACCACUGCCCCUGUGGCCCCCCGAGGGAGGAGCAGCCGCACCAAGACCCUCACAGGCCUGGGUGGGCAUUAGCUGAAGACCUGUCUGUCCAGCCUGUACCUCGCGUGGAGACCAGGGAAGCCCAGAGAGCUGGCAGGAGUGCGCUGGGAGCUGGCUCCACGGCCUUCUCAUUGGCUCCAGCCCCUUGUCAGCCACGGCCUCUCUCGGAGGGAGCUCCCUUCUCCAGCCUCUCAGGUACCCCUGCAGGCCUGGGGUGCCUUCUUCUGGGAAGUCUGAGGCCUGGUCCUCUCCUCCCAUCCUGACCUGGAAGCUCUGAGGGGUCAAUGGGCAAUGCCGUGCCCCAUGGCAAUGAGGGAAAUGAAGCCUGAGUGCGCCCCUGAGCGUCUGUCCUUCUGUGCUGCAAAGAAACGACUUCCUGUUUCUCCCACCUCAAGGGCGUUGGCUGAGCCUCUGCCCAAGCAGCUCUGCUCACCUGUCAGGUGAAAGCGCAAGGAAGCUCGGCCCAGGAGGAACCUGCUGCGUGGGAAGACACUCCUCCUCUCCCCUGGCCAGCCUCCGCCACCACUGGCCCUGCCCCAGGAGAGGGCCUGAGCCAUGUCCCAGGAGCAGCUGGAGAUGGCCAGAAGAGCAGACUCAGGGCUGCUGGAUCUCACACCCAAGUGUCCAGCAGGCCUCUGGGACAAACUGGCCUGGAGGCCCAGGAGGUCCACAGACUGACACGACCUCAGGUUCCCACAUCAGUGGCCAAGGGCAGGAGCCCCCAGGGAAGAGGUUCAGGCAUGGUCAAGGGUGGGCGUAUGGCCAGAGGCCCACAGUGAAGGGCGUCUGAGGAGCCUUGGCCAAGGUGAUUAAAGCUGCCACCUUGA